This is a messenger RNA of Lichtheimia ornata, 1080 nucleotides long. Its product is annotated as cysteine synthase. The record is from RefSeq and is a predicted model, not a curated record. Bases 1 to 1080 code for a protein of 359 amino acids. Gene Ontology annotation, molecular function: cysteine synthase activity. The transcript has 5 exons. Lineage: Eukaryota; Fungi; Mucoromycota; Mucoromycetes; Mucorales; Lichtheimiaceae. Gene Ontology annotation, cellular component: cytoplasm.
AUGAAUUCCCUUCGCGCAUUUGCUCGUGCCUAUUCUACUGUUCAACCAGGUGUUCGCCCUGGCAUUACUAAAGGCUUUGUUGGUGCUAUUGGAAACACUCCUCUUAUUCGUUUGAAUCGUUUAAGCGAGGAAACUGGAUCCGAGAUUUUGGCCAAGGCCGAGUUCAUGAACCCUGGUGGUUCCGUCAAAGAUCGUGCUGCUUUGUAUGUGGUGAAGGAUGCUGAGGAACGUGGAUUGAUCAAGCCUGGUGGUACUGUUGUGGAAGGCACUGCUGGUAACACUGGUAUUGGUUUGGCUCAUGUGUGCCGUGCUAAAGGCUACAAGUGCGUGAUCUACAUGCCAAACACCCAGUCUCAAGAAAAGAUUGACUUGUUGCGUAUGCUUGGUGCUGAAGUGCAUCCUGUUCCUGCUGUUGCUUUUGAUAACCCUCAAAAUUACAACCAUCAAGCCCGUCGACAUGCUGAAGAACUCGACAACGCUGUGUGGACCAACCAAUUCGACAACACUGCCAACCGACGUGCUCACAUUGAAACCACUGGACCCGAGAUUUGGGCACAAACAGAAGGACUUGUUGAUGGCUUUACUUGUGCUACUGGUACUGGUGGCACUUUUGCUGGCACUGCUCGUUACCUCAAGACCCAAAACCCUAACAUCAAGGCCUACGUUGCCGAUCCUCCUGGAUCUGUGCUUCACAGCUACUUCCAAAGUGGUGGCAAGCUUAUGGAUCGUGCUGGUGGUUCCAUCACUGAAGGUAUUGGCCAGGGUCGUAUCACCGACAAUAUGGCACAGGAUGUUGGUAUUGUUGAUGGUUCUUUCAAUGUCCCUGAUGAGGAAUCCAUUGCCAUGCUCUAUCGUUUGUUGGAUGAGGAGGGUAUCUAUCUUGGUGCCAGCUCUGCAUUGAACGUUGUUGCUGCUGUCAAACUCGCCAAGGAGCUUGGUACUGGCAAGCGUAUUGUCACUAUCAUGGCUGAUGGUGCUUAUAGAUACCAAUCGCGUCUUUUCAGCCGUCAAUGGCUCGAGAGCAAGAACCUUGAAAAGGCCAUCCCUGAUCACUUGCAAAAGUACAUUGUUCUCCCUUAG